UUGAAUGGGUCGGCGUGGCCACGUGUAUGUUGCAAGUUACAAAGAAGAACGCGCUUGGAAAUCUAGCUGUGACGCUUGCACUAAUAAAAAGAAAUCGGUCUGAAUUCUCGCGAUCAAUAAUUCUGGCCACCGUUUAAUCAAACUCAAUGCAAGUUCAUCCAAAGCGCUCUUUCCACCAGCCAAUCUUAGCCUUUAAGAGGCGGGGGAUAUAGAGCAUCAUGUGCAAGAUGAUCUCCCAAUACACUGACUGACAGAGAACGGAGCGCUAGAAACUUUUCAGAAAGCACCAAGUGUUUGCAUCUAAGAUGGUAUCGAUUAAACGUUUGACAUCUAUGUUCUCUGUGUCUUGGGAGCAAACGCUCACAUGUCUGGGCAGUUUGUUCGUUACACUCUUCAUUUUUCUGGUAAUUCGCCAGCUGGUAAAGCAGCGGAGACCCCGAGGGUUUCCCCCUGGACCGACACCUUUACCCAUGAUAGGGAAUAUUCUGUCCCUGGCCACAGAGCCUCACGUCUACAUGAAGAGGCAGAGUGAUAUCCACGGUCAGAUUUUCAGUCUAGACCUGGGAGGAAUCUCGACUGUUAUUCUAAAUGGUUAUGAUGCCAUUAAAGAGUGCCUAUAUCACCAAAGUGAGGUUUUUGCAGAUCGUCCAUCCCUCCCUUUAUUUCAGAAGAUGACAAAAAUGGGAGGCCUUCUGAACUGCAAAUACGGUCGAGGCUGGAUUGAACACAAUAAACUGGCCGUGAACUGCUUCCGCUACUUUGGCAGCGGUCAGCAGAUGUUUGGGAGGAUUUCAGAGGAGUGCUUAUUUUUUCUCGAUGCCGUUGACCAGCAUCAGGGAAAGCCCUUUAACCCGAAGCAUCUUGUGACCAAUGCUGUCUCCAACAUCACCAACCUCAUUAUCUUUGGGCAACGUUUCACCUACGACGACAGCGAUUUUCAACACAUGAUUGAGAUCUUCAGCGAGAAUGUGGAGCUGGCAGCCAGUGGCUGGGCUUUCCUGUACAACGCCUUCCCCUGGAUGGAGUACGUGCCCUUCGGGAAGCACCAAAAACUCUUCCGCAAUGCCAACGAGGUCUACAACUUCCUACUGCAUAUCAUCGAGCGCUUCUCACAGGAUAGAGUACCCCAGUCGCCGCAACAUUACAUUGAUGCCUACUUGGACAAAAUGGAGCAGAGCGCCACUGAUAAAGCUACAUCUUUCUCUCAAGAUAAUCUGAUUUUCUCUGUUGGAGAGCUCAUCAUUGCAGGCACAGAGACUACCACAAAUUGUCUGCGCUGGGCUAUGCUCUACAUGGCUCUGUAUCCCAGGAUACAAGAAAAGGUCCAAAUGGAGAUCGAUUGCAUCCUGAAUGGCAGACCACCUGCUCUUGAAGACAAGCAGAGGAUGCCGUAUGUGGAAGCAGUGCUGCAUGAAGUCCUGCGCUUUUGCAAUGUCGUCCCACUGGGCAUCUUCCGGGCUACGUCUCAAGAUGCGGUGGUGCGUGGCUACACUAUCCCCAGGGGCACCAUGGUCAUCACUAACUUGUACUCGGUGCAUUUCGAUGAGAAGUACUGGAGUGACCCAUCCAUCUUCUGCCCAGAGCGGUUCCUUGAUUGUAACGGCAAAUUUGUCCGCCAUGAAGCAUUUCUCCCUUUCUCUAUAGGUAAGCGGCACUGUCUGGGAGAGCAGUUGGCUAGGCUUGAGAUGUUCUUGUUCUUCACCACAUUGCUCCAGAGGUUCCAUCUUCACUUCCCCGAAGGCUUUAUUCCAAGUCUCUCUCCAAAAUUAGGCAUGACCCUUCAGCCUCGACCGUACUCCAUAUGUGCCAUCAGAAGGCAGCAGUAAACCUUGCCCAAUGAGCUCUGGAACACAUGCACUCACCUCCGGGGAUCUUACUAAGAAAUGCAAACGUGAGCAGAGCAUUUCCCCGUCUUAAAUUCCAUCAGCGGGGAAUACUGACCUCUAAUAUUGACUUGUUAAAUUCUCAGAACGUGUCCUCCAUAGUUUCACAGAACCCAGCCUGAGAGUGAUAAGAGUACUGUUAUACAGAACACAUGCUCUGGAGAGCAAAGAAUGAGCACAUGUGUGUUACCCAAGAGAAUGUACAUGAGGGUAUCAGGAUAAAUGUAGCAUGUAUCUUUCAUAACUUGAACCAAUAAGUGUACUGUGUAGCAAACCGAAUGUUGUGCUUGUCAAUAUGAGAAGAACUAUUGUGUCAAUGAUUGACAGGGUUUACCUAUAUAUUGAUUUUGAGGUCUGUCUUUUCCAGCAUUCCUCCAUUUCUGGAGUCAGAACAGCUGCCUUUCCCAGAAAGUUUUGGAAAUGCUUCAUGACUCCCAUUGGUUUAAUGCCAUAUAUCAAUUCUGCAAUAACAGCCCUGUCCCUAGUUUAUCUCAGUGGAAAGAGACUGUCGAGAAACUUGAGCUCCAAUAUUUCUGACUGAAAAAUGGUACUUUCAUGAAAAGCUGGACUCCAAUAUACAUUUUAUAGCUCAAUAUUAUUUUUACUUCGCUUUUAACAAGUUUUUCUCU
Messenger RNA from Carassius carassius (crucian carp), 2512 nucleotides. RefSeq names its product vitamin D 25-hydroxylase-like. Lineage: Eukaryota; Metazoa; Chordata; Actinopteri; Cypriniformes; Cyprinidae. Gene Ontology annotation, biological process: xenobiotic metabolic process. The record is from RefSeq and is a predicted model, not a curated record. The transcript is spliced from 5 exons. Gene Ontology annotation, molecular function: oxidoreductase activity, acting on paired donors, with incorporation or reduction of molecular oxygen, reduced flavin or flavoprotein as one donor, and incorporation of one atom of oxygen; iron ion binding; heme binding. The coding region runs from base 306 to 1826 and encodes 506 amino acids. Gene Ontology annotation, cellular component: intracellular membrane-bounded organelle; cytoplasm.